CAGCAACGCUUCGCCACCGAGCCGCGAGCGGGGGACCCAAUCGGCGUCUGCAGGGCCUCGCUGCACACCAAAGAGUGGGGGAAGCAAAGAAGAUCCGUUCCGGCAUUUAUUUACCGCUGCUAUUCAAAAGAGGCCUAUAUUUCAACCUGGCUAUUAUUAAUUUUGCAGGUCUGAACGGCUUGGGGAGUUUUCCCUCGUCUCGGAGGAAUCUGCAGAUGAUCAGGGAGCAGGUGCGCUGCCGGAUUUGGUCUCAGAGGCUAUUUGUCUCCUCGCCCCUGAAAGGGUUACACUCCAAGUGGCAGCGCUGAGAUUUUUUUUUUUUUAUCGCUUCCGGGCGAUACAUCAAGAGAAGAAUUAGCGGAUCCCCAUCGCCGGUGAAAAACUCCAGCAGCAGCCCGAGCAUCGAUGCUUCGUGCGGGCAGGAUGGAGGAGUUUGUGACGGAGGAAGAGGAGCCGUGGUACGAUCAGCGGGACUUGGAGCAAGACCUGCACCUGGCAGCAGAGCUGGGCAAGACUCUCCUGGAGCGCAACAAGGAGCUGGAGGACUCCCUGCAACAAAUGUACAUCAACAAUGAAGAACAAGUGCAAGAGAUAGAGUACCUGUCCAAGCAGUUGGAGAUGCUAAGGGAGAUGAACGAGCAGCACGCCAAGGUGUACGAACAGCUGGACGUGACCGCCAGAGAGCUGGAGAUCACCAACGAGAAGCUGGUGCUGGAGAGCAAGGCCUCGCAGCAGAAGAUAGACAGGUUGACGGGCACCAUGGAGACCUUGCAGUCCCAGGUGGACAGUCUGACAGCCCGGGUAGAGGAGCUGCGAACUCUGGAGGAGCUGAGGCUCCGCAGAGAGAAACGAGAACGCCGCAAGACCGUGCACUCCUUCCCCUGCCUCAAAGAACUCUGCACUGCCCCGAGGUAUGAGGAUGGCUUCCUGCUGGCCAACCCAGGCAGUGUGGACCUGGCAGAGCGGCGGCCGGUCGAUGAGGAGAAUGAGCGGCUGAGGGACAUCGUCACCUCCCUGCGCUCGGCCAUGGCAGCGGAGCGGAGCAGGCGGGAGGGCGCCGAGCGGGAGUGCACCGCGGUGCUGCAGGAGUUUGAGCGCCUGGAGCAGCGUCUCCUGGGCGCAGAGGGCUGCCAGUUGCGGGUUCAGGAGCUCGAGGCGGAGCUGCAGGAGAUGCAGCAGCUCAGGAAGUCCAGGGUGUGUCUGAUUGGGGGCAUGGAAGACGGCCUAGAGACGCUGCUUAACAGUGCUCCCGAGACAGACACCCCGGAGGAGGGCACCGGGCUGGAGGAAGGAGGUGAAGGGGGCGUUGGGGAGGCAGGGGGCAUGGGGCAGCAGGGCGGCCCGGUGAGGAAGAGCUGCAGCGACACGGCUCUGAAUGCCAUCUCGGCCCGCGAUGCCUCGGGCAGGCGGCAGGGCAGUUACGCUCUGCAUGCCAACGGCGUGCGCAAACGGGGUAUGUCCAUCCUGAGGGAGGUGGACGAGCAGUACCACGCCUUGCUGGAGAAGUACGAGGAGCUGCUGGGGAAGUGCCGGCGUCACGAGGAGAGUCUGUGCCACGCGGGGGUGCAGACGUCCCGGCCCGUCUCCAGGGACCCCUCCAUAAAGGAGUACAGCAUGGUCUCUCCUGGGCCCUCUACGUCAGGGGCCGUGGCCACCCCUCCCACACCCCCUCAGACGCCCUCCACCCCCGAGGCCCUGGAGGGGAUCAGCAGGCAGGUGGAGCAGGUGGACAAACGGCUGGGCCAGAACACGCCGGAAUACAAGGCCCUGUUCAAGGAGAUCUUCUCCCGCUUGCAGAAGACCAAGAGUGACAUGAACUCCACCAAGAGCAGGAAAUCUCACAAAUGAGCUAGAACUCAUUCAGUGACUGCUACCACUAAUAACAUGCACUGGAAGCCUCAGACAUCUUUAUUUAUCCUAAUUUAUCUCACUGUUUUGAUGGCUGCUUGUUAAAUGUUUGGUCACUCAUGUCUUAAUGGCAGGUCUUAACGCCAGUAGUCAUGCAACAGGGCGAUUAAUGAUACACAGUCUGUCUGCUGUGGAUGCCUCCCUUUGCACUUGCAAGCUAGCUUGAUUAAUUAACUGCCAAAUAUAUUACAUAUCACAUGGAUGAAAGAUUGUAAAUGUGGUAAAUUAAUGUCUGGGCGGAUGAAAUGCCUUUCUUGAGCGACCACAACGGACAAAUAAUUAGUGCACUAAAGGAUUUGUUUAGGCUGUCUUAAGACGAUCCUCUGUGUAACGUAAUAUUUGGAGCUGAGGAUGUGGCAAUGCAGCAGUGACUUGACUGUUGCCAGUUUUUCCCCCCAUGAAAAAUUCAGCAAAACCACGGCUCUGCCAAUGCUGCCACUGCUUGAGUUUCAAAAUGAAAAAAACAAAAUUAAACAAAGCUGAUGUCCUUAGACUCCUCUAAUUAUGGCAUUAAAUGAAAGUGGGCAUGAUGCAUGAGGCAAUCUAUUAAAAAUAUAUUAAACGCUAAAUUGCUCUUCAACGGCAGGCAAAGAUAAAAGUAUAAGCUUCUGAUGUUAAAUGAAGGAAAUACAGUCGGUGAUGCUUAAAGAAAAGAGCUCUGAAGACAUUUAGGUUGAGCAUAUGUGUGUGUAUGUGUAGAUGUACAUUAGAUUUUCUGGAUGGGUGCCAUGUCUUUAUAAGACAGCUGUUGGGCUGUCAAAAUGCACUGCGCAGAAAUGUUAAUUAUGUUUGUCUGAUGUAGAUGGAUGUUUUGUUUAUUUAAAUGGGUUAUUAUAACUUGUUGAGUGAAGCCAUUGGCGCCUGAAAUGUCAUAGAGGUCUAGUUUUUUCUUGUUUUAUAGCAUGCAUCAUUAUUUCUGGGAGCUUAGGCUUUCCUGUUUUCUCUGUUGCAGGGGCUUGUUUUGAUUGCUUUUUUAGGGGGUGAAAUUAUUCUCCAUCAGAUCCUCACUGUGCUAUCUCCAUGUUAAAACUGAUAACUUAAUUGUACUUGUAACAGCCCAUUUAAAGUGAUUUCUGUUCAAUUAAAAUAUGCAACAUGG
This is a messenger RNA of Myripristis murdjan (pinecone soldierfish), 3007 nucleotides long. It is a transcript of the gene cdr2l, whose product is annotated as cerebellar degeneration-related protein 2-like. The transcript is spliced from 5 exons. Lineage: Eukaryota; Metazoa; Chordata; Actinopteri; Holocentriformes; Holocentridae. The record is from RefSeq and is a predicted model, not a curated record. The coding region runs from base 406 to 1848 and encodes 480 amino acids.